CUUUCCUCAACCAUCAUGGCUGCGGUCAACCCUGUAAACCCAAAACCCUUCUUGCAGGAGCUUACUGGGAAGCCGGUAUUCGUUCGCCUGAAGUGGGGACUCGAAUAUAAAGGCUUUUUGGUUAGCACAGAUGGAUAUAUGAAUCUUCAGCUGGCGAACACGGAGGAGUAUCAAGAUGGACAGUCAAAUGGUGCUUUGGGAGAAGUUUUUAUUCGGUGUAACAACGUUCUCUACAUAAGAGAGGCACCGCCAGAAUCUGAAUAGUAUCUCGACUAGCUACUCACACGCCUGUAUUACUAGAAAAUCAAAACGAUCAUCGACGAGUUUGCAUUUAAA
Molecule: messenger RNA, 336 nt
Organism: Laccaria bicolor S238N-H82
Lineage: Eukaryota; Fungi; Basidiomycota; Agaricomycetes; Agaricales; Hydnangiaceae
Exons: 5
Coding region: 16-264 (82 amino acids)
Biological process (GO): mRNA splicing, via spliceosome; spliceosomal snRNP assembly
Cellular component (GO): catalytic step 2 spliceosome; U1 snRNP
Molecular function (GO): RNA binding
Source: RefSeq, a predicted model, not a curated record